CCUCUAAUAACGCAAAUACAUAGAGCAUUGUGUUCAUCAGAUUGCUAGCGGAGUCGGUCCUGGUCUGCAGAGGCGUCUUCAUCGCGCCCUGUGGUAUCUGGAAUGMGCUCGCCAUCCCGUUAGGUUUUCGACGACUGUGCCGCGGACAACUGCCUUCGUUCGCCAUCGCUUCUGUUCGUUCUUGCGUUUCUCCUCCUGYUGCAUUGCACGCCGGCGACUGAUCGUUGCAGUUGGUGGUCUCGGUCGUCUGGUUUGUCUGCCCCGCGUGUGCUCGACUUCCCGUAGGCGAAAAUGAGGGAGUGCAUUUCCAUCCACAUUGGCCAGGCGGGCAUCCAGGUUGGUAACGCCUGUUGGGAGCUUUACUGUCUCGAGCAUGGAAUCCAGCCGGAUGGCCAGAUGCCGAGUGACAAAACUGUCGGUGGGGGUGAUGAUGCUUUCAAYACAUUCUUCAGCGAGACUGGUGCUGGGAAGCAUGUCCCCAGGGCUGUAUUCCUCGACCUUGAGCCGACUGUCAUCGACGAAGUGAGGACUGGAACCUAUCGCCAGCUGUUCCAUCCGGAGCAACUGAUCAGCGGCAAAGAAGAUGCUGCCAACAACUUCGCCCGCGGGCACUACACAAUUGGGAAGGAGAUUGUCGAUCUCUGCCUCGAUCGCAUCAGGAAGCUCGCGGACAACUGCACGGGUUUGCAAGGAUUUCUCGUCUUCAAUGCUGUUGGCGGCGGGACAGGGUCUGGCCUCGGUUCCCUUCUUCUGGAGCGUCUCUCAGUCGAUUACGGAAAGAAGUCAAAGCUUGGCUUCACCGUGUACCCUUCUCCCCAGGUCUCGACAUCCGUGGUUGAGCCAUAUAACAGCGUGCUGUCGACUCACUCGCUUCUCGAGCACACGGACGUUGCUGUGCUUCUGGACAACGAGGCCAUUUACGAUAUUUGUCGUCGAUCUUUGGACAUCGAAAGGCCAACGUACACCAAUCUCAACCGAUUGGUUUCACAGGUGAUCUCUUCGCUGACCGCGUCGCUGAGGUUCGACGGUGCGCUGAAUGUCGAUGUCACGGAGUUUCAGACGAAUCUUGUGCCGUACCCUCGAAUCCACUUCAUGCUUUCGUCCUAUGCCCCCGUUAUUUCUGCCGAGAAGGCUUAUCAUGAACAGCUGUCCGUGGCGGAAAUCACGAACAGUGCCUUCGAGCCGUCGAGUAUGAUGGCCAAGUGCGACCCGCGCCACGGAAAGUAUAUGGCCUGCUGUCUCAUGUAUCGCGGGGAUGUCGUGCCCAAGGACGUGAACGCCGCCGUCGCCACCAUCAAGACGAAGCGAACCAUCCAGUUCGUCGACUGGUGUCCAACCGGUUUCAAGUGCGGAAUCAACUAUCAGCCGCCGACGGUGGUUCCCGGAGGCGACCUUGCCAAGGUGCAGCGCGCCGUGUGUAUGAUCUCCAACUCGACCAGCGUCGCGGAAGUCUUCUCUCGAAUCGACCACAAGUUUGACUUGAUGUACGCCAAACGCGCCUUCGUGCACUGGUACGUCGGUGAGGGCAUGGAGGAGGGAGAGUUCUCGGAAGCGCGGGAAGAUCUGGCGGCGCUCGAGAAGGAUUACGAAGAAGUCGGAGCGGAAUCGGCGGAGGGAGAGGGAGAGGAGGAGGGAGAGGAGUACUAGAAAAAGUGUUUGUUUUCUGCCCAAAACUCUCGACACUUGUUAGUUCCAAGGCGUUCUGGCAUCGAUGUCGGGAAAUUAGCAGUUGAAGGUUUUAAAGUAGUGCAUCCAGAUUAGUACUGUUCUGUCGGGGCUGUUAUGGUCCUGAUCCAACCCAAGCAUUGGGAAGUGGUCAAGUGGGAUGUAAUCAGCGCGAAUCCAGUGAACAAUUGAAGCUUACGAGCGGUCAAUUUUUAUUCCUUCUGUGUUUUAGUGUUUAGACUGUCUUGUGUAGAAACUGCGAUGGUGAUUGGUAGCUUCUGUGCGGUGUUGGGCAUUGGCGGGUAGGGGGCCAGGAAGAAGGUGGUCUUCAUAUUGACUUAUUGGUGAACUGACGAUCUUGAUCUUGAUAUCAUCGCUUCGGACAAAUUGGUCAAUAAUUUUAAAGGUAGCUACACGCGGAGGAAUUUUUGUAAUUAAGGCUCCUGCACUGGAGAAUGUUUUCUAUAUGUAAUGAUAGUCUAUCGGCAGGCCGGACUCGAUGGUGUCUUGGUUUUUGUGAGUUGGCAAGUUUUGUUUUGAUUGGGUAUAGUGGGUGCUUUCCGUUUGCUCUAUGAACUGCGCGUCGUCAAGACGUUCUUUGAAGUACAUCCAUUGCAUUGCUCGUCUGAAGUAAAUAGUUUCGGAUGUAGUUUUGUAAUGGAAUUCUGUGGAGAGGACCGGCGUUUGUUAUCUAAUGCAUGAUAUGUUGAUCUUGCGCUUGCUGGGUUUAUGUUGCUCGAAUUUGUAUUCGGAUCGUGCUUUUGUUUUUGCAACCCUGGUCUCGCAGUUUCGGCUCUCGCUUUUGUUAUUCCAACCCUGGUCAUAUUUUUUGGUACGAUUUCGGUAACGAAUUGUCGAGUAAUGUUGUGAUUUUUUUGCCUGAGAACUCUGGUUUUUGGGUUUUUUGGUUCUUCGGGUAUCUUGCAAGAUGUGAACAAGUUUUGUUACAGCUCAUUUGAUGUGCCUAUCUUCAGGAGUGGUAGAUUCGUGGUGUGCAGGUCUGUGAGAUGGCGAAAUAUGCAUGGUCGGAUGUGUUCUCGUUUGGCGAAGCUCGAUUUAGUUCUGUGUAAUCAGCUCGGAAGAACAGAUUUCAGCUCUCGCGUAUACGUUGUGUUUUUGAGAAAUCAUUUGACAAACGUCGCGUCUUUGGAGUAAAAGGUAUCACUACUC
This is a messenger RNA of Chara braunii, 2835 nucleotides long. The record is from the annotation of a GenBank genome assembly. NCBI's taxonomy places the organism in Eukaryota, Viridiplantae, Streptophyta, Charophyceae, Charales, Characeae.